Messenger RNA from Acanthocheilonema viteae, 774 nucleotides. The record is from the annotation of a GenBank genome assembly. Lineage: Eukaryota; Metazoa; Nematoda; Chromadorea; Rhabditida; Onchocercidae.
AUGGAAUUUUCUACCCAGAAUGAUAGAUUUUCAAAAGGAAAAUGUGACCUGUUCGACGUUAACCUUGAAACGGAAUUGCAAUGCUUAGAAUUUUCAUCGCCAUUACUUUCGGGAGAUUAUCGUUUAGUCGAAAUCAAUUCAGAAUUAGCCGACCAAAUAAUGACCGGUGAACAGCUUGUUAUUCGCGGUGACCAAGAAGACAGUCCUGUUUUGUGUACCCAUGAUACCACAUAUGAUAUAAAGGAAGUAGUAACAUCAAAUGCGUUAUUACUUUUACCAGAGUUUCACUUUAACGAUGAGGCUGUUGCUAAUAAAAGUAAUAAAACGGUUCGAAAGGUUAUUGGAAUGAAAAAUAAUUUUACGGAACUACGAAAAAUGACUUAUGUAACAGUUCAGCGGUUGAAAGAAAAACUACAUGAGAGUGAAUUGGAAUGGGAUGAUGAAUUUAACAAGAACGAUAAGUUCUAUACUGUUGAAGAUUUACUAGAUGUGGUUCAAAUGAGUGAAACAGAACUGCAGAAAGCUCUCGAACGCAUGCCUGUGAUAACAUUAGACGGGUAUGUGCGGAUGUUGUCAGCGGAAUUCCAUGAUCGUCUUGUAACUGUGCUUGUGGAUUGUUUGGAUGAUGAUGAAGAACCAGGCAUCAUUCUUGAAUCUGUUGGGUUGGAAUGUUUGAAAGAAGCUUUUAAAAAACACCUGCCAGACAAAAAUAUUCCUGUUGAAGCAGUUAAUUGGUUGAUUGGAGCAUACUGCGAUGUUGUUAAAGGUAUUUAG